AUGGGUUCCGAAAACAAGAGCUUGGAGUUUUUGAACGAGAUCGGGUUGAGUUCCUCCAACAUUGGCUCUUACAUUAAUGGGCAAUGGAAAGCCACUGGUUCCUCUGUCACUUCUGUUAACCCUUCUAACAAUCAGACCAUAGCUGAAGUGACUGAAGCUACUUUGCAAGAUUAUGAGGAGGGUUUGCAAGCUUGCAAUGAAGCAACCAAGACAUGGAUGACUAUUCCGGCACCAAAGAGAGGUGAGAUUGUAAGACAGAUUGGUGAAGCUUUGAGGGCCAAAUUGAAUCCUCUGGGUAGGCUUGUGUCUCUUGAGAUGGGAAAAAUUCUUGCAGAAGGAAUUGGGGAAGUUCAGGGACAACCUACUUUAUAUUGUUCUGAUGACAUUUUAUGCCCUGUAGCUGAUCAUGUUGCUAUUCGUCUGGCAAAUGUUAUUAGAAAUGAAAUUAUUGAUAUGUGUGAUUACGCUGUUGGGCUAAGCCGGCAAUUGAAUGGAUCAAUUAUACCAUCAGAACGUCCGGAUCAUAUGAUGUUUGAGGUAUGGAACCCAUUAGGAAUAGUUGGUGUAAUCACUGCAUUCAACUUUCCAUGCGCUGUUCUAGGAUGGAAUGCUUGCAUUGCAUUGGUCUGUGGCAACUCUGUUGUGUGGAAGGGUGCUCCAACAACUCCUUUGAUAACGAUUGCCGUGACAAAGCUAGUAGCUGAAGUUCUUGAGAGGAACAAUUUACCUGGUGCAAUAUUCACCUCUUUCUGUGGAGGUGCGGACAUUGGUCAGGCAAUAGCAAAAGAUACACGCAUUCCCCUGGUUUCAUUUACUGGAAGUACAAAGGUGGGCUUGAUGGUCCAACAAACAGUUAAUCAGAGAUUUGGUAAAUGCUUGCUUGAGUUAAGUGGUAACAAUGCAAUAAUAGUCAUGGAUGAUGCAGACAUUAAACUGGCUGUACGCUCUAUUUUGUUUGCUGCUGUGGGUACUGCUGGUCAGCGGUGUACAACCUGCAGGAGACUGUUUCUGCACGAGAGUAUUUACACCAAUGUACUUGACCAACUUACUGGACUCUACAAGCAAGUCAAAAUUGGGAACCCCUUGGAGAAGGGGACUCUAGUUGGGCCAUUGCAUACUCGUACUUCAGUGGAAAACUUUCAGAAGGGUAUUUCAGUCAUAAAAUCCCAGGGAGGGAAGAUCCUCACAGGUGGAUCUGUAAUAGAGUCAGAAGGAAAUUUUGUACAACCAACAAUUGUUGAGAUUUCUUCAGAUGCUCCUGUAGUUAAAGAAGAAUUGUUUGGUCCAGUACUUUAUGUUAUGAAAUUUCAGACUCUGGAAGAAGCAAUUGCCUUGAACAAUUCCGUACCUCAAGGAUUAAGUAGUUCAAUCUUCACACAAAGGCCUGGAACUAUAUUCAAAUGGAUCGGGCCACGAGGUAGUGAUUGUGGUAUAGUGAAUGCAAACAUACCUACAAAUGGAGCUGAGAUCGGUGGUGCCUUUGGUGGAGAAAAGGCGACUGGUGGUGGUCGUGAAGCAGGAAGUGACUCAUGGAAGCAAUACAUGCGUCGUUCUACAUGUACCAUCAAUUAUGGAAGUGAACUACCAUUAGCUCAGGGAAUCAACUUUGGUUAG
This is a messenger RNA of Sphenostylis stenocarpa, 1614 nucleotides long. NCBI's taxonomy places the organism in Eukaryota, Viridiplantae, Streptophyta, Magnoliopsida, Fabales, Fabaceae. The record is from the annotation of a GenBank genome assembly.